Molecule: messenger RNA, 2316 nt
Organism: Eucalyptus grandis
Lineage: Eukaryota; Viridiplantae; Streptophyta; Magnoliopsida; Myrtales; Myrtaceae
Product: probable ubiquitin-conjugating enzyme E2 25
Exons: 7
Coding region: 1426-2301 (291 amino acids)
Molecular function (GO): ubiquitin conjugating enzyme activity
Source: RefSeq, a predicted model, not a curated record
AAGACGCAGUGGGUUUCAUCAAACCACUCUCUCUCUCUCAUUCUCUCUUUCUCUCUCUACCUCUGCUUGGGAGUCGUCUUCUCUCUCUCUCUAUCUCUCUCUCUGAUCUUGGCUCCGAAAAACCCAAACGACCCAAACACGCGCGAAGCCGAAAAGCCCUUCCCUUUCUCUCUCUAGAAUUCGCAACAGAAUUGUGCAGCCCCCUUCCGAAUCGAAUUUCGCGGAACCGGAAGGGACGCCCCGUGGACGGCUGCCGGCCCGCCCGCCCGCCCCCUCCUCCGCCCGCUCGGGCCGCCGAUCGCCGAGCCGUUUCAUGCAGCCGCCGCCGCUUGAUGCCCUCAUUCCCCACAAUCCCAAGAAGCGAGCGUUCUCGAGGCCAGGUGCGUUCAUGGACCCCGACGUCGUCGAAAUCGCGCCUCCCGCUCCUCGCCCCUCCAAAGAGCCCAAGCAGAAAGAGGCUAUUUUCCAUGAAGUAAUUGAUAUUGACAACGAUGAUGAUUGUGCUGAUCUUGUGGUCAUUGAUAAAAAUGUUGAUGCCAUGAGGAAAGGCAAAGCAGUGAUCGAUGUUGAUGAUUACUGCAAUGGUCAAGCAGUGGAUGCUGGUACCCCUCUUGUUCUCGGUGUCAAUGGUAGUGCUGAUGGAUCAAUCAAUGGGGGCAUUUCGCUGACGCUUUAGUGCAGGAUUCACAUUCCUUUGUAAAUCUGGACGGCCAAAUUUAUGAUCCUACUUCUUAUGAGGAUGAUUACAUGGACCUUUUGAAGAUGUACUGGAUGUUGAUGAAUACGAUACACUUCAAGCUCAUUUUGAUAAUAUGGAUAUACCUCCAGGCGUGGAAGCACCUAUACCUUGGUUGUCGGAUCUCCCAAGUAUGAAGACAAGUCCAGUGGUGGCAGUAGUUUGAAUGGUUCAAGCUCUCUGAUACAAACUGAUGCCUCAUUGAACCUCCAGGGGAUGGAACAUAUUGGCUUGACCGAGCCUGUGCAAACUCAGGUGAACCAUACUUCAGUUGUUCAUGGUCUGCCAGGCCAAGUCGACUCAGUGAGUCAAUCUACUUCAAUGGAUACAUCAGCACCCUACUUAGUCACACAGAAUGGCCAAAGUAAAAAGAAUCGUGCUUCUUCACAACGUAGUGGCAAUUCCAAGGCCUUGCCAUUUGGAUUGGAAUCAUUUAAAGCUCGGCGCAUUUUGAGCCUUUUCGAAAUAAGAAGACGCCAGAUGCAUCUGGUAGUUCUUCCAAAUCCAGUGCUGUAAAUAAAUUUGAUCUUAUAAAGCCUCCGUCUGGAGUUGAGCCUCCUUUAUGGGGCGAAGUUAUCAACACCAGUGGAAGCAAUCCUAGCGGUUCAAGCUAUUCAUUUGUCCCUCCAUUCCCUGCUCAAACAGGCACGCACAGCCCUUCUUCUGGAUCAGUACCAUUUGGUUCAUGGAUGAUGGGCCAUCCUAAGCAUCCCAAGGGUCAAUCAUAUAAACAUUCUGCUUAUACUAGUUAUGUGUCGCCUUUGCAAUCCUCUGUACAUAUCCUUCCCGUGGAAGAGGAAGACGGCAAGUUUCCUGAUGAUUUGACAGAAGAUCAGGGUGAUGGUUUUGAAGAGGAAGUUAUGAGAAAGCUGAAGCUUUUUAAACAAUUCGACACUGUUCAAGAUCAUUCUGAUCAUCAUUAUACAAGUGAUAGUUGUGGAGCGAAGCAACCUCCAAAAAACUGGGCGAAGAGAAUACAGGAGGAGUGGAAGAUUCUUGAGAAGGAUUUGCCAGAUACCAUUUUUGUAAGGGUUUAUGAAACACGAAUGGAUCUCUUGAGGGCUGUAAUGAUUGGAGCUGAAGGCACCCCUUACCACGACGGUCUUUUCUUCUUUGAUGUUUCCUUUCCUUCCGGUUAUCCUGGUGUACCUCCAAAAGUUUACUAUCAUUCUGGUGGGCUUCGCAUCAAUCCAAAUCUGUAUAACUGUGGGAAGGUAUGCCUCAGCCUCCUUGGCACUUGGUCUGGUCAACACAAGAAUGAGAAGUGGAUUCCUGGCGUUUCAACUGCACUGCAAGUUCUGGUAUCCAUACAGGGGCUUAUACUAAACUCAAAGCCCUAUUUUAAUGAGCCUGGAUAUGAGAGGUCAAUGAACACUGAGCAGGGAGAAUCGACAGCGAUGACAUAUAAUGAAGAUACAUUCAUCCUUUCACUGAGAACAAUGAUAUAUAAUAUGAAGAAGCCUCCUAAGGUAACGCUUGUUUUGCGCAUCUUCUGCAGAUCUGUUUAUAACUACAGGGCAAAUAUGGUACUUGUUCGCCUUAGACAAUUACAUAGACUAUUGUGAAUGCCAAAUAUGAUG